CGGCGAGCCGGGCUGCGGCUGCGGCGGCUGCAGCCAUGUGUUUCUCCGCCUGCCUGUGACACAAUAACACGGGAAGCGGGGAGUGGAUCGAAGCCUGCCGUGGGGAAAAGUGACCUGCCCCGCUCAGGUGAGCCGAAGCGUGAGCGGAAGGCUGCCGGUGCCCCCCAACUCCAGCGCCAACCUCUGCACAGGGGCUGAGGCCGGACGACAGGCGCCUCUGGGAACUGCCAGCGCGGGCAGCGCGACAGGGGACGGCGGCGGGUCAGCGGUCCCCCAUCACCCGGCGGUGCUGUGCCCGCAGGCCGGCGGCGAUGGAGGAGGGCAUGAGCAGUAUGCAGCAGAAAGCGGCGGAGCUGGAGCACAUGGCCGAGGUCCUGCUCACCGGCGAGCAGCUCCGACUCCGACUGCAUGAAGAAAAGGUCAUUAAAGAUCGGCGUCACCACCUUAAGACCUACCCGAACUGCUUUGUUGCCAAAGAGCUGAUCGAUUGGCUGAUUGACCAUAAAGAGGCCUCAGACCGAGAGACAGCUAUUAAACUGGUGCAGAAAUUAUUGGAUCACAGCAUAAUCCACCACGUGUGCGAUGAGCAUAAGGAAUUUAAGGAUGUCAAGCUAUUCUACCGCUUCCGAAAAGAUGAUGGGACAUUUCCCCUGGACAAUGAGGUGAAGGUGUUCAUGAGAGGACAAAGGCUGUAUGAAAAGCUGAUGAAUUCUGAAAAUACUCUUCUGCAAGCAAGGGAAGAGGAAGGAGUCAAGUACGAACGAACCUUUGUGGCAUCAGAGUUCAUUGACUGGCUGAUCCAGGAGGGUGAGGCUACGACACGGACUGAGGCAGAGCAGCUUGGACGCAGACUUUUGGAGCAUGGGAUUAUACAGCAUGUGUCCAACAAGCACCAUUUUAUGGACAAUGACUUGCUCUACCAGUGCAGAAUGAAUUUCCGUCGGCGGCGGCGAUUAAUGGAGCUGCUCACUGAGAAGUCUCGCUUGAUGCCAGAAAGCCAUGACAGCCCCUUCUGCCUGCGCAAGCAGAACCAUGACAACAGAAAACACACCAGUUUCCUCUCAGUGAGUCCCACCAAGGAGAUAAAAAUCGUGUCAGCAGUACGGAGAAGCAGCAUGAGUAGCUGUGGCAGCAGCGGGUACUUCAGCAGCAGCCCAACACUCAGCAGCAGUCCACCCGUGCUCUGCAACCCCAAGUCUGUAUUAAAGAGACCUGUGACUGCUGACGAGCUCUUGAUGCCUGGAGCCCCAUACGUAAGAAAAACUUUUACGAUUGUUGGUGAUGCAGUGGGCUGGGGCUUUGUGGUGCGAGGGAGCAAGCCCUGCCACAUCCAGGCUGUGGACCCCAGCGGGCCAGCAGCUGCAGCUGGGAUGAAGGUUUGCCAAUUUGUUGUAUCUGUCAAUGGCCUCAAUGUUCUCCAUGUAGAUUACAGGACAGUGAGCAACCUCAUCCUGACUGGUCCUCGAACAAUUGUCAUGGAAGUGAUGGAAGAAAUAGAGUCCUGAGAAGGGAAGGAACUUUCAUUGGACUUUUUUGUGAGAGGAAUAAGGACAACCGUGGAGUGGCAUGACAGAAGGAAGCAGAACGUUGCUGUAUCUAAGUAGAUGACUUUGCUUUUGGGGAAGUGGGGCUCUCUUUCAUUUAACAAUAAUAGCACUGGUGAUUAUGUGGUGAAGUGAAAAAUGCACACCAGCAUAUUUUCCCUAAGGCCUUUAUUCUGCCUGACAGAGAUGAGGUUAAGGCCUUCAGGUUGUCUGUCCAGCCAUGUCUGCACUGGUCAAUGGUUUUGCACCAAAGAAGCCAUGCGGGUUUCUUCAGUUUGCCACUGAAUCAAAGCACUUCAGGAGAGGAAAGAAGUUAAACACUCUGGUGUUAAGAUGACAUAAAUGGUUUGAUUGACAUCUUUACAUUGGUAAAUAUUCUCCUGGUGUUCAGCUUUGUCCUAGGAACACGUGCUGUCACAGUUGCGCUCUCCUUGGGCUGAAGGACAGCCGACUGAAUGCUGAUUUGGUUGCAAUCAAACACAAACUGCAAAUGCAUGAGAAAAUAGGUGUUCAUUCUCCACAGAGGGUACUUGGAUAUGAAUGCUUGGGCCUGACCAAAUACACAGAUUGGUCUAGAAACAAAAAUUAUGCAGAUAGAAAAGCAUGCAGUGCUUUUACAAAAUCUGCUGUUGAAAAUCAGGCUGUUUUGUGUGGAACCCUGCAGACGGCUUUAGGUGCUCAAGUAUAAAAUACUGAUUUGGUUUUCUUCCUUAUCUUUAAAAGGAAGAGUAUCUCACCAUUGCUUUUCUUUUUU
Molecule: messenger RNA, 2298 nt
Organism: Dryobates pubescens (Downy woodpecker)
Lineage: Eukaryota; Metazoa; Chordata; Aves; Piciformes; Picidae
Gene: DEPTOR
Product: DEP domain containing MTOR interacting protein
Exons: 9
Coding region: 312-1505 (397 amino acids)
Biological process (GO): negative regulation of TOR signaling; intracellular signal transduction
Molecular function (GO): protein binding
Source: RefSeq, a predicted model, not a curated record